This is a messenger RNA of Tetrahymena thermophila SB210, 1431 nucleotides long. RefSeq lists its product as hypothetical. Lineage: Eukaryota; Ciliophora; Oligohymenophorea; Hymenostomatida; Tetrahymenidae. The transcript is spliced from 4 exons. The record is from RefSeq and is a predicted model, not a curated record.
AUGGAUUUAUCUUACAUGAUGGCAGGUAAUGCCAAAAGCUUUAUUGAAAUAGUAUCUUCAUCCUCGCCUUCUCACUAUUCUGCAUACUCUCUCUCUAUCGAUAAAUCUGUUGUCUUGGAUGAAAGCUCACCUCCUUCGUCUGCAAAAAAGUGUGAUAUAACUCCAAGAAAACUCAAUCUUACUCCCAUGGGUAAAGGAUCGCUUGAUAUAAUGUCCCUGUUCGCUAAAAAGCCAUCCAAUAUAGAUGCUCCAGGGAGAGAUGAAACAAUAAAAGGAAAGCAAAUCAUAGAAAAUAAAUGCGAAGAUAUCACAUAGGAAUUAAAUUUAAUGAACUAAUUUGUAAAAGAGUAAAUUUAAAGAUCAAAGGAGUCUCAUGAUGACAAAGAAAUGGAAAUAUUUGAGUUAAAAUAAUAUUUUAUUAAACAAAUGAAGGAACUAUAAGAGAGAAAUUAAAAUUUGUUAAAUGAAAAUAUGGUCUUAAAAGAAAUACAUAAUGAGUUAGAUAGGUCAGCUGAAAAAAUAGCCGUUUUUCGCUCUGGUUAAAAAUCAUUGAAUAUUUGCAGUUAUUUGUACGAUAGUUGGAAAAACAGAGAGUCAAAAGCAGAUUUAUAUAAUAAGUAUAUAGAUAAAGUCUAGUAAUACGAUGAAUUACUCAAAAAACAUUAAUAGCUUGAGUCUGAAUAUUUAAAAUUGCUCUAAACAAAUAAUAAUUAGUUAUUAGCAAAAGGAACUAGCAACUAAAUGGAAGUAUAAAAAAAGAAAAGAGGAAGAAAGCCUAAAAAUAGUUAACAAUUUUAAGAAAACUCUUUUAUUAAUAUAGAAAAUGAAAAUAGUUGUGAAGUCUUAACUAAAAAAUUGCUUAAAAGUUUAGAAACAGAAGGAAUAAAUAGUAAAAAUAUAAAGUAAAGGAAAGAAUAUAUCAUAGAUGAUGAUAAUAAAAGCGAUGUUAGUGUAAAGGUUUUGAAAGAAAAAACUGAUUUUUAUAACAAAAGGAAUUAGCUUAAUGCAACACCUAUAAAAAAUAUGUAAAAAAAUAAAAGUGCUAAUAAAUAGGUUGAUAAUAAAACUCCAAUUAAAUAGAUUGUUUUACUUGAUAGUGAUAAAAGUUCUAUAAGCUAAAAAUCAUAGUUAACAAAGAAGCAACCACCUAAGCAAAUAAAUUAAAAUAAUAAUAAUAAUAGUAAUAAUAAUAUUAAAAAGCAAUAGCAAAACUAGCUUAUAAAUGAAGUUAGUAGAAAAAACAGCUAUUGUAAUCAAAUAGAUGACUAAGAUAAUGAAGAAUUUGAUGAUAAUAGGUCAACUGUUAGUAAUAAUUGUUCUAAAAGAGAAAAUAAAAAGAAAAAAAUAGUUUCAAAGUAAAUGAAAAAAUUUAAUUAAGAGGCAUAAGAUACAGCUUUUAAUUCAAUAGCAGAUACUCUUUUCAAUUUUUGA